This is a messenger RNA of Cuscuta europaea, 729 nucleotides long. NCBI's taxonomy places the organism in Eukaryota, Viridiplantae, Streptophyta, Magnoliopsida, Solanales, Convolvulaceae. The record is from the annotation of a GenBank genome assembly.
UCUGCUGCCAUAGCAAUACCAAAGAGGGCAUCACACCAAGCGGUUACUAGGAGGUCACAAUACAUAGCUGAUCUUUUGGAUAUUUCCUUGCUUGGACAAAUGACUUUAAUCCCCUAUAAUACCGGGAAUCAUUGGGUGUUGGUCGCCAUCGACAUGGCGGCUGAAACGAUUUACUACCUAGAUUCCUUGGGAGGAAUUCCAUCGAAGGAUUUGGAGGAAAUCAUGAAUCAAGGGGUGACGAUUAAUCAUGCCCAGAAAUCCAAGAAAAGGUUGAAUUUAAAAUGGGUGAGAGUGAUGUGCCCUAAGCAAACAGGAGGAGUUGAGUGUGGUUGCUUUGUGAUGAAGUACAUGAAGGAUAUUGUAUCUGACGUGAAUCGUUUGAAAUAGAAUUUCUCUACCGUCAAGGAGUAUACCGAAGAUGAUAUUUUACAAGUGCGUGAGGAGUGGGCUUUGUAUGCUGCUACUUUGAUAAAAAAUGUGCAAGCGGAUCCUACAAAGGCUUGAUGAUAUGCACGGGGAGAUGCAUUUCUGAUUAUUGUUGAUGGCGGUUAGAAUGGUCGGUGUUAUGUUAUGUUUGUAGAAUGUAGAGGCAGGUCAAACUUUUGAUAACUAAACAUUGGUACCUGUUGGGAAUGUGACUUGUUUGUAUUUUAGCAUCUUCAAUGAUGCUUGGUAGUAGUUUUUUUGCUGAAUUUCAAUAGCCGGUUUUUUGCGGGAAUAUUGCAUGCU